This is a messenger RNA of Bacillus rossius redtenbacheri, 7711 nucleotides long. RefSeq names its product vitellogenin-like. The transcript has 24 exons. Lineage: Eukaryota; Metazoa; Arthropoda; Insecta; Phasmatodea; Bacillidae. Gene Ontology annotation, molecular function: lipid carrier activity. The record is from RefSeq and is a predicted model, not a curated record. Gene Ontology annotation, biological process: lipid transport. The coding region runs from base 43 to 5076 and encodes 1677 amino acids.
CCGCCCCGUCUAGCCGCGGUCUCGCCCUCCAGUUCGGCGGUCAUGGGCGGCGGAGACGGUCGCAGCUGGCAGCUGUCCCUGGCGCUGCUCGUGCUGUCAGGAUGGACGCUACAGGAAGGCCAUGGCUGGCGGGCCAGGCAGGAGUACGUGUACCGGCUGGAAGGCAGGACCGUCGCCGGCUUCCUUAGCCUGGACAGCUUCGGCGUGGGGCUGCACUACCUGGCUAAGGCCCGACUCCAGGCCGCCUCCGACACCGUGCUGCUGCUCAAGGUGGAGGACGCCUGGUACACGCGGCUGCACGAGGACAUGGCCGACUCGUGGUGGCAGCGUGCGGAGCGGCCGGGCGAGGACUGGCAGCCGCUGCCGGUGUCCGGCACCACCGCCGUCGUCACGCACGAGGACGGCGUCGUGCGGAGCGUGGCGCACUCGCCGGAGCUGCCCGAGUGGGAGGUGAACUUCCUGCAGGGGAUCGCCGGCCACCUGCAGGCCGACCUGUCGAGGGGAGUCGACCUGGCGGGCCCCGAGCUGCCCGGCGCGCACUCCCGCCGGCGUAAGACCCCGGCCACGGCCGUCUACAAGGUCAUGGAGAACGGGGUGGCGGGCCGCUGCGAGGUGCUGUACGAGGUGGCCAAGGUGUCGCGCGCGCACGCGGCGCUCGGCUCCGACUGGCCCGACGGCGCCGGGGCGGGGGGAGCGUGCGGCGGCCGCGGCCUGCUCGAGCUCACCAAGACCACCAACUACAGCCGGUGCGAGCGAGGCGCCGAGUACCACGUGGGGCUGCCCGCCAGCGCCGCCGACUGCAACGCGGGGAGCAACCUGUGCGGCGACUACUGGCAGCGCGUGUUCGUGACGAGGAUGCGAGGCUGCGGGGACCUCAAGGACUUCACGGUGCUGGACUCUGUGGGCACGUCGCGCCAGCUCGCCAACUUGCACCUGCACGGCGACUCGGGCGCCGCGGUCAGCUCCUACCUCAACCUCAGCCUGGUGUCGGCCGGCCCCGUCGAGAGCUUCCUCCCCACCGUAUCCCACCCCAGCGUGCAGAGGAACCUCGUCUACCUGUUUAGGCCACAGGAGCUGGAGGGGGAGAGGGCGGAGCGAGUUGCCAGGCAAGCACGGCCGCCCAGGGCCAAGCCGCACCACGAGGUGCAGCGGCCCAAGACGGCGCCCGUCAUGCCGGACGCCGCCUCCAGCGAGGAGGAGGAGGAGAAGGGAGGCGACGCAGGCCUGCCACCCCCGGACGCCAACAACCCUCCGCAGCUCAAGUACUGCCCGCAGUUCCUGUCGCGCAAGGCGCCCGAGGCCGAGCGCCGGUCCCGCCUCGUGAGCGACUUCCGCGCCACCGUCCUGGAGGUGGCCGCCGAGAUGGACGACCCCCAGCAGCUGCUGGGCAAGAUGACCUUGGAGCGACUGGAGGGGGCUGCCGUCACCUGCCGCUCCCUGACGCGCUCCGAGCUGCAGACCGCCAUCGGCGACCUGCUCGACCAACCAGAGGGACACUCCCACACCGAGAGGAAGCUGGCGAUGGACGUCCUGGCGAUGUGCGGCACCCACCCGUCGUUCCGCCUGCUCAAGGAGCUGGUGGAGUCGGAGAGGAUCGGCGCGGACUCUGCCGCCGACGUGCUGUCGUCGGUGCCGCACCACCUCUCCGCCCCCACCCAGUCGCUGCUCGAGGAGUUCGGGGACCUGCUGAGCAGCGCGGCGGUGAAGAAGGACCAGCAGCUGCUCAUCUCCACGGCGCUGGCCUUCUCGAACCUGGUGCGCGCGGCCUGCGCCAACCCCAGGACCCGGAGGGCGCGCUACACGGCAGAGGUGCUCGGCGGCGACGAGUGCUCGCGCGCCCACGCCGACGCCCACCUGCGGCGGCUGGUCGCCGUGGCCAGGCAGCACCCGGGCCUGCAAUCCGCCAUGCUGACGGCGCUCGGCAACACGGCGCUGCCGGGGGCGCUGCCCGUGCUGGCGUCCGUCGCCGCGGGCGACUCCUCCGCCUACGUCCGCGCCAUCGCCGUGUUCUCGAUGCGGCACCACGCGCUCCUGCGCCCCGCCGAGACGCUGCCCGUGCUCCUGGGCGUGUUCCAGCGGCAGGAGAACCCGGCGGCCGUGCGCAUGGCCGCCGUCGCGCUGCUGUGGCACUCUGGGGCGCCGCUCGCCGUGUGGCAGCGCCUCGCCAUAGCCACGUGGUACGAGCGCGACCCGGCUAUCGUCGCCUUCGUCGCCAGCUCGCUCAGCAGCUUCGCAAGCACCGACAGCCCCGGCUGGGAGCAGAUGAAGAGGAACGCCCAGGCGGUCCUGAGGCUGGCGAAACCCUCCCCGACAGGACAGGAGCGCGCUUACAACCUCAUCUGGAGCGCCAUCUCGCAGAAGCUCAACAGCAUCGUGGUGCAGCAGCUCGAGUGGAUACACAACUCCAAGUUCAGCACCUGGUACUACCACUCGGCUAGCCGCCUGGGAGGCUUCUCCUGGUUCGAUGGCGAGGCCGAGCUGGACGUCGCGAACCCCGAGGCCCUGCUGGCGUCGCUGCGGGAGCUGGUCGCUCCGUCCGAGGACGCGGCGCUGUCCCGCCCGCCGCUCGGGGACCUGCCCCGGGCCACGCGGCGCGUCGCCGAGCAGCUGGGCGUGAGCCUGAAGGCCGUGCCCGCCCUCGAGGGCCUGCUGCGCUUCAAGCAGGGUGGCCUCGCGGAGCGGCUGCUGCCCUUCGGCAAGAAGCUGCGUGCCGAGCUGGCCCGAGCCGGUGGUAACCUGGCAUCGCAGAUGAAGCAGGGCAAGGACUUCCACUUCCAAAAGGUGGACAUGCGGAUGUUCAUGAUCGAGACGGCCACCGAGAUGGGCUUCCCGGUGUCUUUCAAGCUCAGUGUGCCGACCGCCUCCAGGCUGUCUGGACGAGCCAUGCUCUCCGAGGACAGCACGCACGUGGCCUUCGACGUCUCCGCCUUCCACGCGCGCCACCUGCUCGGCGAGCUGAUGGUGUAUACGGCCUGGGACCGGCAGCUCCACGUGGCUGGCUCGCACGGCUGCAGCAUCGCGGCGCCCCCGGAGCUGCGCGUCAACGCCCGCUUCGACCCCGCCGCCAGCCUGCUGCAGCUGGAGGUGAAGCAGCCGGGCGGGGGUGGGGCCUCCUUCCACCACCGCGCCGCGCCCUACCUGGCGCAGCGCGACGCGAGCGACAACAGCCUGACGGGCCGGGUGAAGAUGGUGCGCGCCGACCGCCCCAAGAAGGUGGACUACCGCGACAAGAAGCUGAGCCUGAGCUUCGAGAGCGACGACCCCCGGGGCUUCGUUGAGCUGUGCGAGAACUCCAUGUCGGUGCUGGGCUUCCCGAUGUUCCCGGACCUGCGCGCAAGCUCCAUGCACCUGCAGCUGGCCGAACUUCCGCCCGUCGUCGCCACCUUUGGGCUGGGUACAGCGACGGCGAAUAAAGGAGAGAUCUCCAUCUGGAGGGCCCCACUGCAAGGCCGGCAGUGGCCGAAGGAUAUCCUGGGCGGCGAUAGCGGCCCAGAGAUGGCAACGUCGGACGUGAGCGAUGGCGAGGAGGGUCCCUGGGAGACUACAACGCCGCCGGCACAGACGGAGGGGCAGGAGGGCUCGUCCCAGAGCACAGGCAAGCUCCGCAGCUGGGACGAGGUCGCGGCUGACAGCUCCGAGGAGUGGGAGGAGUGCUACGAGGAGGAUGGAGAGCCGGAGCAGAGACCUUCCUUCAACGCCAAGAGCCUGCUUCCGCACGGGCCGGCCGUCAACGGCACCAGCUACCUACUGCGAGAGACGCUCAAGGACUUGUACUAUGGUCGUGCUUUUGUCGUGAGCGCGAACAUCAGUGUGAACUCACCAGCUUCCCGCAUCUACUCUGCAUUCCUGGUCCAGGCUUCAAGGCCACUCGGUCUGGAGCACAGGCUGGGACUCUUUGUUAAAGAAGUGACUUCUGACUGGCAGAUGACGCUAGGAUACCAGGCUCGAAACCCUCUGAUGCCGAUCUUCAACAUCGACGAGAAAAUCCUCAGCAACCUUUCUUCUGUGGUUUAUUCAGAUUUGGAACUGGUGGUCCACGACACAAAGUAUACCAUCUCUUUCUCGGGCGAGGCAGAUCACAGGACGGGGACGCCCGUGUCCCUUUCGAAUUCGUGGAGACAGGAGGGUUGCCACCCAGAGGAAUGCAACGAAGGACCUGCGUUCAACAAGAAGUGCAGGAAAAUUCUGCACAAAUCCACCACCUACGACUUCUUCAGCGGUACUCUGGUUUACAACGAAGAGGUGAAGGAGUUCCUCCCGGCGUACAGCCCCUGGCACGAGGAGGCGUUGCCGAGCCUGGAGCCGUACCUCGCCGAGGAACAGGAGACGGCCCGCGCCGGCCGCGGGGAGGAGAGGCUGAGUGUGACCGCCUACGUGGCAGACGACCGCAGGGAGAUGGACCUGGUGGUGGUCGCGCCGGGCUGCAAGAGGCUCUACCGGGGCGUCCCCGCGCCCUUCGCGGGCGACGACCGCAUCGUGGGGAUCCCCCGGGGCGGCGCCUUCCGUCCGCCCACUUGUAUUCUUGGCAAGAACAGAAUAGCAACUUACGAUGGUGUGGAGUACGAGUACGGUGUCAAUGGCUGCUGGCACGUGGUGACAAUGGAUUGUUCUGGAGAGAACCAAGUAGCUAUUUUUGCAAGGAGAAAGGGAGAUGACAUGGAGUUGGAACUGAAUGCAGAUAACUACAAAAUCAUUUCAGUCCUGCCUGGUCCAGAGGUCUUCAUCAACGACGAGCAGAUAAACUUUGACCAGCGUAAUGUGACACAAGUGGAAGAUGACAAGCAAGCAGUCUUCGCAGAGAUGUCGUUAAGUCCUGACGACUCCCUCAGGAUAGACCUCCUCGCUUAUGGCUUGCGAGUGCUGUAUGACAAGUCCGCUGCCAUUAUCGAGUCGACGCCCCGGCUGGACGGCAGGAUGUGCGGGCUGUGUGGCGACCAGGACGGCGACUUGGCUGACGAGUUCGCGGGGCCUGGGGGGCGAGUGCUCGCGACGGCGGGCGACUUCGGCCGCUCCUUCUUGCUGCGGGACUCCGAGUGCGAGCCGGCGUCGCGGCCCGAGCGCCCCGGCAGGUGUUAGCCGGGCCGCCGGGCCCUGCCCUCGCUCUGUGCUUCCGACAAUAAUACUAUAUGUACACACCUAUGCCAAUAAAUGUGCUACAGUAGAAUCCCGCUAAUCCAAACUAAUUGGGACCGAACCCUGUUCGGAUUAGCGAAAAUUCGGAUUAGGCGGAAUUUUGUCAUAUAAUGCCAUAUAUUGUCUUUUUGAGGCGUAUUUAGUGUCUGAUACAUCAAAUACGUAAGGAAGGACAGACAAAAAAUACACCUUUAUUAUUUAGCGUACAUAUUUAGUGUCAUAUAAUAUUUUUAAUUUAUCACAUAGAUAGAUAGAUAAAUUAUAAGUUUCUUAUGUACAUAUUAAUAAACGUACAACAUUACUUGAAAAAACUUGUUUUUCUUUACUUUUCUUAGUUCUUAAAUUAUAUAAAAAAAAUUUUAUCCUAGCCCUGUUUGGAUUAGGCGGAUUUUCGGAUUAGCGGGACUCUACUGUAUUUUCAAACCCCAGCAAUAACAAAAUUUUACCAAAGAAAAGCUGUAUCAAGCAUCGGUUUUAAACUUUGUUAUGAAAUAUAGUUUAGUUACUCCUACAAAUAAAAGAACGUAUGUUAAAGCGUAUAAAUUGUUUUGAACAAACUCAGAAAAAUUUGUUAAUGAAGUUAGCACCGUUCCAAAGUCUGCAAUGUACUAACACUAGCGACCCGCCCCGGCUUCGCACGGGUGCAAUGCGGAUACUAAAUAUACUACUACUAUAUACCGGCCCCCGGCCGGUACCGCUGCAACCGCUAUGUCCCUGCAUUUUAAAUCUGUAAUAUCUUCGAAAAUAUUCAUUUAAAUUAGAUACUGUAAAGGGCCAUAUUGAUCUAUAUAAAAUGCACAAUGUAUUUAAGGUACUUAAUUGGAUAAGGAUUAAUGCUGCAUUGCUUAAAAUCGCUUCGUAAAUAUGCCAUUUUUCUCGUAAAAAAUAAAGGAUAAGAAAUGUUAUUGUGGGUUAUCCCUAAGAGAUAGACAUAUACCAUUGCGGAAUUUUUUGUAGACCUUUUUAAGGUGUUCAAUACUGUAGUACAUUAUCUUGAUCUAUAUCGUAGGGUUUAGCCAGCGUUUCCAAUGUAUGCGCAAAAAAAUGUGUUUAUUUACGACAUCACAUUAGAAACCUCUAAAAUUAUCAGUGUUUCUCUCCUAUAUUAUGCAUGUAUUAUACAUAUAAACCUUCCUCUUGAAUCACUCUAUCUAUUAAAAAAACCGCAUCAAAAUCAGUUGCGUAGUUUUAAAGAUCUAAGCAUACAUAGGGACAGACAGACAGCAGGAAGCGACUUUGUUUUAUACUAUGUAGUGAUAAUGAUAAGAAAGGUGAGGACUCUGUAGGAAGUAUUAAAAAAAUGUAUUUCUUUAAGGCAUAAAAAUUACAUUGACCAUUAUGUAUUUCAAAGCCUGUCUUCAAAUAGACAAUGGCAUAUCAUUUUUCUUCAUAGUAAAUUAUUGAAUUUUUGGUUGAGAUCAAUUUUUCACUCUUUGACUCAACAGCAGUUCAGUGGAAUCAAAACAUUGUCUGUUAAAGAAAAUUUUUUAAAAAUAAUAUGUUAUCUACACGUAAUAUAAUGAUAUAAAGAGAUAUAAAAAGUUUUGUUUUGUACAUUCUUGGAUGCUUAGUGAGAACACAUGCCUCCAUUCAUCAGUUCCAUUUCAUUACAGUUAUGUAAGAAGUCCUCCAUACACUAUAGGAACUUUCUAUAAUGACUUCUUUGAAAAUAAGUGAGUUCCUUAGCAUAUUUAGGAGUAAGUACAACCAAUAUUAAGAUGAUAAUUUUGUUAUGUCAAAUAUAUAUUAUACCAGCAUUGAACAGUUCACAAUGAUAUUUUCCUAGUAUUCAAUACUGAUUCCAAACCCUUCAACUAUCUGAUUUGACAAGUGUGCCUAAAUCUAAUGGAGAUGUAACAAACAAUUGCUAUUUAGUUAUUGACUGCUAUGGAUAGUUGACGCAUACAUAGAAGAUGUUUUCCACAAGAAUAACACCUGUCAGGAAGAUUUCUUGAAUGGUUGCAUCAUUAUAUGUGGUUUGAAAAACUUCAUGGAUGUUUUAGCAAGUUUUAGCAAGUCACUAUGUUACAAAUAUAUAUUCAUAAAAACAAUUAAGAAAAUAUUUAAAAAUGAUCAAUUAAACAGCUAAAACUGUGGAUGUAUACAACAAUUUUUAUUGCAGAUUAGUUAACUCAUGAUUUAAAACCAUCUGUGUUAUAUGUCAAAUCAAAGUAAAUGUUUAGAGUUCUUGAAACCAUUAAAGUAAUGACAUCAUUUUCUGUAGCUCCAUGAUUAUUUAAUGGUUUUUAUGAAAACCCAAUUUUUAUACCUUAUUCCAUGGCUGCAGAUGGGUGUUCAAAGCUCUAAUUUUAGAGUGGACACAUUUGCAUUGUAUAAUCGCUGGCUAGUUAAAAAAAAUAUUGUUCUCAUUGUUUAAAUUCAUUUAUUAGUUUUGCUGCAUUAGUUUACAUUUUUUUUUUUCAAGUGAUUACAGUAAUGGUAAGCUGUUAGCAUAAGGAUAAGCUUAAUAAUACAGUUGACUAGUAAAAUACAAAGUCCAAAUUUAAUGCAACAAAUUCAGUGAAGUGGAAAUCAUUGUGUGUAUAACUGAUUGAAUAAAUUAAUUAAUUAAUUAAAA